CUGUUUUGCAAACUUCAGGAACUCUAGCGCCCGUGUAGCCGCGUUUCCUGGCCGGGGUGGUUCUUGCGGUAGCACCGUUUGGGUUUUGAUUUUGUGUGGAGAGGGAGUGGGGCUCGUUUUGAGUUCGGAGAAGUUCGGAGAAGUUCGGAGAUGGCGGAGAGCAGUCGGCUCUGUUCGGUUUGGGUCGGAUCCGAAACCGGAAUUCUUAAAGGAGUGGACCUGGGUAAAAAGCAGGCGUUCAACUACAGCGAUCUCUCCACGCUGAGCAGAGACCAGGAGGUCAGCGCCCUCUGCUGGGGGGAUGACUUCGAGUCGGAGGUGCUGGUGGGCUGUGUAAACAGGACAGUGAAGACUUUCAGCACUGAAAAGAGCCGCUUCACUGAAUUCAGACACUGUCCCGGGGGAGAGGGGCCCUUCAGGGGGCUGGCGGUGUGGGACGGCUCCCUGAUCACUUGUGUGGAGUCUGGUUUGCUGAAGGUCUGGAAGGAGGGAUCAGUUGACAGUGCUGAGAUCACAGUGGGCCCCGAUGUUUAUAAGAUGUGUCAGAGCCCGUCGCAGCGCCACCGUGUGGCCACCGGGGGGAAGGAGAACGACUUGAAGAUCUGGGACCUGCAGCGACCGGAGGAGCCCGUGUUCCGAGCGAAAAACCUUCGUAAUGACUGGCUGGACCUGCGGGUCCCCGUGUGGAUUCGGGACAUGCAGUUCACGGGGUCAGACAAGGUCGUGACCUCGACAGGGUACCAUCAGGUUCGUGUGUACGACCCCGCCUCCCCACAGAGACGCCCCGUCCUGCAGGUGGAGUACGAGGAGUACCCCCUCACCGCCCUGUCUCUCACCGCCGACGCAAAUUCUGUUGUCGUUGGAAACACACACGGACAGGUCGCCAUCAUUGAUCUCAGACAAGGUCGUUUGCUCCGGUGUUUGAAGGGUGUUGCUGGCAGUGUUCUCUCUCUGCAGUGUCACUCAUCGCUCCCCCUGGUGGCGUCCUGUGGGCUCGACAGGUUCCUGCGGAUUCACAACACACAGGACGGCCGGCUCCAGCACAAGGUUUAUCUCAAAUCCAGGCUGAACUGUCUGCUCUUCUCAAGCCAGGACAGGCUGGAGGCUGACGGAGAGACGGCGCUCCAGGAUGGAGUGAAGGAGGAAGACGAGGAGGAGGAGGAUGAGGUGUGGGCCGACAUGCCCACCGUGACGGACAGAGCUGGGGGGGGCAAGAGGAGGAACGAGAGCGAGGAGGAACCGCAGCCCAGCACAGGCCCCGACGCAGCGGGGAAGACAAAGAGCACGACACAGGCCAAGAAAAAAACCAAGGGGAUGACAAUUGGAGCGACACAGGCCAAGAAAACCAAGGGGAAGACAAUUGACGCGACACAGGCCAAGAAAACCAAGGGGAAGACAAUUGAUGCGACACAGGCCAAGAAAACCAAGGGGAAGACAAUUGACGCGACACAGGCCAAGAAAACUAAAAGGAAACUGAGAGCCAGCUCUUGAGAGACCAGAACCCCUCCAGGGAGGAAAAUGAGACUCCCACUGCACAGCAGUGUGAUCCAGUCCUGGUUUCACUUGGAGUUUAAUAAUCAGACUCACCCUGAGCUUGUUAGCUAGACACACUGGGGGCUGAUCAAGCUGGUAGCAGUGAAACCUGGACUGGAUCACACUGCUGUGCAAUAGGAGUCUGAUUCCCAGCCCUGAAGACUCCUGUGUUUUAGAACCCUAUGCCCUGCUUUGCUGUAACUUGAGUGAUAAACUGUAUAUUUGAUUCCCAUCAUG
Messenger RNA from Acipenser ruthenus (sterlet), 1770 nucleotides. Its product is annotated as WD repeat-containing protein 74-like. Gene Ontology annotation, molecular function: protein binding. The record is from RefSeq and is a predicted model, not a curated record. Gene Ontology annotation, cellular component: nucleolus; preribosome, large subunit precursor. Gene Ontology annotation, biological process: ribosomal large subunit biogenesis. NCBI's taxonomy places the organism in Eukaryota, Metazoa, Chordata, Actinopteri, Acipenseriformes, Acipenseridae.